Messenger RNA from Symbiodinium pilosum, 1311 nucleotides. The record is from the annotation of a GenBank genome assembly. NCBI's taxonomy places the organism in Eukaryota, Dinophyceae, Suessiales, Symbiodiniaceae.
AUGAAAACCCGUGAGUUGAAAGCCUUUCUCAAAAAGAAGGGCAUUUUCGUGGACGAUUGCUUUGACACCGAUUCGCUGAUACAGCGUGCAGCUGCAACGGAGGAGGAUUGGGGUUCGAGCAGUGAACGAUCAAAAGCUGACUCGGUAUCAAAAUCUGCCGACGUCAGCAACGCGGCAAAAGACAGGCCUCCCGAAGCGAAUGAGAUUCAGAAGGCUUGGGACCGGCUUUGCGAAGCUUGGCCAGGUGAAUCACCACGAGUGCUUGGUCCUCAUGAUGCUGAUAAAACGGUCAUUAUGCUCCACGGCUUUGGGGACGAAAACGCGCAGUUCCUGUCUGAUACCUUCCAGCCGCUUCUCAACACACAAGGCCUGCGCUUGAUUCUGCCACAAGCCCCGAAGGAAACUUUGCAGGGUCAGCAGCUUCAGUCCUGGUUCCUACCGAUGAAUGGACAGUGGAUUAUUGACGACCAGGUUGUUCAACCCGUGGCUGCGUAUCUGCACGCAAUGGUGCGGAGAGAGAUUGCCCUCGGCGUGCCAGCUCAUCGGAUCAUCAUCGGUGGCUUUGCACAGGGUGCUGGCUGUGCCGUCCGCGCAGCCUUGAGUUUCCCAGAUGCACCGCUCGGCGGUGCAAUUGCCCUCUCUGGGUUCUUUGGUGCACCAGAAGUGGUUAGCUCCCUGGCAGCAAUGCCAUGGGGCUACCUCUUGUCUGAGAUUCAGACGUGCCACCUAGAAUGGACUUCAGGAAUGGAAUUCUGCUCGACAUUACACAAGCUUAUCCAUGACUCAGGCAUUGCUCCAUCGAAUCGCCGCUUGCCGGUCUUGAUUUGUCACGGGAAGACUGAUGAAGUUGUGCCUUUCGAUGAAGGUGCGAGGAUGGCCACCCUGCUGGGCAAGAAAGAUAGCCAGAUGCCUGUGGUGUUCAAGGAGUAUGACAUGAAGCAUGGCAUCGCCAGUGACGAGAUGAUGAGCAUCCUUGAAUUUGUUGACCAGAGGAUGUCAGAGGUCCCGGCAGAACCACUGGCCUUUGAUCCUGCAAAUCUUGCUCCGGAUCCAGAGCCACAAACCCCAAGCACUCAGACACAGCUGGAAGAGGAGGCUGGUGUCCCGACUAUGGACCCACAGCUCACACUCCAGCUGCUCAAUGACCAGGAAAUUGCAGAUGCUGCCACAGAUCCCGAGGGUAUGGCUGUGAUACAGGAUGUUAUCAUGGAUCCUUCCAACCUGGAGCUGCACAAGCAGAACCCGAGGGUGUCAAAAUUGGUCGCGAAGUUAGAACAGAUCUUGACAAAGGGUGGUGCCGGCGCAGCUUGA